Glycine soja is the source of this 1276-nucleotide messenger RNA. Its product is annotated as putative axial regulator YABBY 2. NCBI's taxonomy places the organism in Eukaryota, Viridiplantae, Streptophyta, Magnoliopsida, Fabales, Fabaceae. The record is from RefSeq and is a predicted model, not a curated record. The coding region runs from base 292 to 870 and encodes 192 amino acids. The transcript has 7 exons. Gene Ontology annotation, biological process: cell fate commitment; multicellular organism development. Gene Ontology annotation, cellular component: nucleus.
ACUGGUUUUCCCCGACCAGACUAGUCCCAUCCUAACCAUUCAGAUUUUAAUUUGUACACGUCCUCUCUCUCAUACACACUCUCUUUCUUACCCCAUUUAAGAAAAAUAAUAAUAACAAAGUUUCUUUUCUUUAUUUAACCUUUAUGAUUCUCUGUCUUAUAUUCUUCUGGGUCUUCUGUAAAUCCUUGAUCUAGCUUGUUUCACUUUGUUUCAGUCAAGAAACUCUCCUCUCUAUAAAUCUACUAAGCAAACACAAAGGACAGUCACAAUUUUAUUUUUUUUUAUAAAAAAAUGUCAAUGGACAUGAUGGCAACCGAACGUGUUUGUUAUGUUCACUGCAACUUCUGCAACACCACUCUAGCGGUUAGUGUUCCAUGCAGCAGUUUGCUCACCAUAGUUACGGUUAGAUGUGGACACUGUGCCAAUUUGCUGACAGUUAACAUGGGAGCAUCACUUCAAACUUUUCCUUCUCAAGACACUACUCAGCGAUUUUCUACCGUUGGUAAGUUACAGAGACAGCAUCUAAGUGUUCAAGAAGCAUGCAGCAAGGAACUAGGAUCAUCAUCAAAGUGCAAAUCAUUUGAGACUGUAGACCAUGAGCAGCAACCUAGGAUUCCUCCCAUUCGUCCUCCUGAGAAGAGACAACGUGUUCCUUCUGCUUAUAACCGGUUCAUUAAGGAAGAAAUACAAAGAAUUAAGGCUAGUAAUCCAGAUAUCAGCCACAGGGAAGCAUUUAGCACAGCAGCCAAAAACGGCUUUUGUAGGGCAAACACACACAUGAUUUGGCGUGUCUAUAUAUAUAGAAAAACAUCUAAUUUCUCUUUUGCAACCAUUAGUGGGCACAUUUCCCUCACAUUCACUUUGGGUUAAAGCUAGACGGCAAUAAGCAAGCAAAGUUGGACCAGGGUGAUGGUACUCAAAAGUCUAACGGAUUUUACUGAUUACAUAUAUAUAAACGGAAGUUUAUCAUUAUCAACUGGUUUUUUCUGUGCUUGACCUAAAUCAGUGAAAAAUGAGGUUGAUCAAAUUUCCUAAUCAUACCAACUGGAUGGGAAGACUCUCCUGAAAAUUGACCUCAGCAUCUCACCCAUCUUUAAUAUAUAUUAUUAUUAUAAUAUGUAUGCAUGUGUUGCGCGCCCUAUUCUAGAUGUUAUGAAAUGAUUGCUAUUCUUGUGAUUGCAUUAAAUUACUAUGUUGAACUUAGUCUCUUAAGUAAUUAAACAUUAUUGUAAGUUUCCUUCUCUUUAUAAUAAUGUGUCUUUCUAUUUAGUAACAA